This is a messenger RNA of Prunus armeniaca (apricot), 564 nucleotides long. NCBI's taxonomy places the organism in Eukaryota, Viridiplantae, Streptophyta, Magnoliopsida, Rosales, Rosaceae. The record is from the annotation of a GenBank genome assembly.
AUGACUUCAUACAGGGGAAGGUUGUUUGUUCCACAGAGUUUAUACUGCUGGCCCUUUUUUGUUGAUGUUGGAGGAGAGGUUUAUGAUCCAGAGGCGAAUUCAUGGGUUGAAAUGCCAAUUGGCUUGGGGGAGGGUUGGCCGGCAAGACAGGCAGGGACGAAAAUGAGUGCCACCGUUGAUGGUGAAUUGUAUGCACUGGAUCCUUCUAGUUCUCCUGAUAAUGCGAAGAUCAAGGUAUACGAUUACCUAGCUGAUGAUUGGAAAGUUGUUGCAGAAGAUAUUCCAGUUCCUGACUUCACUGAAUCAGAGUCUCCCUAUUUGCUUGCUGGAUUCCUUGGGAAGCUUCAUGUGAUCACAAAGGAUGCCAAUCGAAAUAUUGCUGUUUUGCAGGUGUAUGUGCAGAACCAUGUUGCUUCCAUCUCAGAAGCUUCAUCCUCAUCACUCGUUGACCCCAUUGAACAUGCUGAACGACCAACAGAAUCAGAACUAGAUCUUUGGAAGGUAAUUGCCACAAGGAGUGCACCGGCGGCUGAACUGGUUAGCUGUCUGGUCCUUGAUAUUUGA